Molecule: messenger RNA, 1421 nt
Organism: Eurytemora carolleeae
Lineage: Eukaryota; Metazoa; Arthropoda; Copepoda; Calanoida; Temoridae
Exons: 10
Coding region: 33-905 (290 amino acids)
Molecular function (GO): protein dimerization activity
Source: RefSeq, a predicted model, not a curated record
AUUUUUAGUCUUAUUUUUAUUUAGACGGAGUUAUGACUCGAGAAUCAGUUUUGAUUAAAGAAGCGUGGAUGAAGCAAGGAAUAAAUCCUCUAAGAUGUGACGCGAUGAUGCCGAACCAGGCUGCUUGCUGUCCUUUUAACAGAAAUAAAACAUCAGCGGUUGACCCAGGUCGGCAGUUUAUGCGGUUGGUAAUAAAAAAUGAUGGUAUGUGCUCGGUUGGAUCGACGGAAGUCAAUAAAAUUGAUCACUCGAGAUAUCAUCGAUCCAAGAAAAAGAAGUUGACAAAGGAACCUGAACACAUGUUUGAGAUGAGUAAACAGAGUAGAGACUUGAAGGAGAACCAGGGAAACCUGGAGUACAAUCGCAAAUCUUCUGACAUGAAUCUUCUCUCUGGCUCAGAACCAAGAAAUCAGGCAUAUAAUCCCUCGGACAAUCCCAGAAAAUUUCAGUUGAGGAACAUAGAGAGUUUGCUCCAGCAAUACAAUAAUGCACCAAGUUCUCCGGAGUAUGACAAACAGGAAUCAAUCCGUGAGCAGAUCUCCAGUCUAUAUGAUACCUGGGUAAGAAUAGCGGAUGGGUUCAGGCCAGACGAGAUAAGGAAGUGCGGAGACGAAACUAGGGACAGAGAACAGAAGUCGAAAAGGAAAGAGCAUAAUAAUGCGGAGAAAAUUAGAAGGAUUCAACAGGCUAAAUCUUUUAAAGAUCUAAGCUGUCUAAUACCAGACUUCUACAACAGUGGAAAGGAUAGGAGCGGGACUUCCAAGAUAAGAAUCCUGACAGCAGCAAAGAAGCAUUGUCUUGUUCUUCAACGCACUCUCCAGGCUGUAGAAUUCGAACUGAAAUUAGAACAAAGAAGGAACUUGGAUCUCCUGGAAACUAAAAAACAAUUGAACCAGCUGGUUUAAAUGUGCAUCCAGUUUGAGGCUUUAGCUUUAAAAGAAUAAACAAUGAUUUUAAGCCACAAACUGUUUUCCGGAUUACUUAUGUAAGGAAGGGAACUGCUUUAAUUCUGUGAAUCAAACCAAUUGGUAAAUGUGAUUAAUAAACAUUGCAGUAGUCUGACAAAGUACCCUGUGGAGACUUAUAAGUUCGAUACUUAGAAUCCUAAAUGUAGAACUACUUUAUUUAGUAUUGAAAUAGUUUCUACUAUAAAGUAAUAGUAUUGAAAUAGUUUCUUUUACUUUAUAUUGAAAUAGUUGAAAUAGUGUUGAAAAAGAAAAUUUAGCAAUUAGUUCAAUAUUGAUAAUUUUUCCAGUUUAUGCUUUACUAACUGGAGAAGUGGAUUAAAGGCCUAAAAUCCCAACGACAUGUGAAUACUUACACAAUAUUUUUAAUUUGUAUCAUAAUUUGAUCUCACUUAGUAUUAUUUGCAUAGAGAAUAGAAUAUAUAUUAGAGAGGAAUUUAAAUAAUCUCUCGGUAU